CGGCCCGCCGCCGCCGCCGCCGCCAUCAUGGUGCGGAAGCUCAAGUUCCACGAGCAGAAGCUGCUGAAGCAGGUCGACUUCCUGAACUGGGAGGUGACCGACCACAACCUGCACGAGGUGCGCGUGCUGCGGCGGUACCGGCUGCAGCGGCGCGAGGAGUACACGCGCUACAACCAGCUGAGCCGCGCCGUGCGCGAGCUGGCGCGGCGGCUGCGCGACCUGCCCGAGCGCGACCCGUUCCGCGCACGCGCGUCGGCCGCGCUGCUGGACAAGCUGUACGCGCUGGGCCUGGUGCCCACGCGCGGCUCGCUGCAGCUCUGCGACGCCGUCACCGCCUCCGCCUUCUGCCGCCGCCGCCUGCCCACCGUGCUGCUCAAGCUGCGCAUGGCCCAGCACCUGCAGGCCGCCGUGGCCUUCGUGGAGCAGGGCCACGUCCGCGUGGGCCCCGAGGUGGUCACCGACCCCGCCUUCCUCGUCACCCGCAGCAUGGAGGACUUUGUCACCUGGGUCGACUCCUCCAAGAUCAAGCGGCACGUGCUGGAGUACAACGAGGAGCGCGACGACUUCGAUCUGGACGCCUGAGCGGGCCGGCGGCGUGGGGCCUCCCUCUCGGCACAGCUGUCCUUGACCGACGGGGAAACUGAGGCCGGGGACAGAGCCUGCCCUUCCUGAGUGUGUGUUAGUGGAUGGCCGCUCCUCAACUUCAAGGCACCAGACCUCAAGUCAAGGACUCAGGGGUAGGGAGUCUCCUCUUCGUUUCCCAUGAAAUCUGCUUAGGACUUGGACGACUAGGUUAAAAUGACUGCCCUUUGGGAGACACUGCAGUACAAGGUGGACUUUUGUACUGCAAGGUGGACUUGUUUAAGCUUCUUGGGUCCAAAAUGUUGGUGUAAAAAGCUUUUGUUCCAACUGUGUUUGGGGCUCAGGUUUCCAUAAAAUAGGUGUGAGUGAUACUCCGUGUCCUCUCCCUCUUAUGAAGCAGUGUUAUUUCCCCCCCAGUAUCAAUAAAUGGCCCAUACCUCUGUG
This is a messenger RNA of Perognathus longimembris pacificus (Pacific pocket mouse), 1026 nucleotides long. RefSeq names its product IMP U3 small nucleolar ribonucleoprotein 3 (gene Imp3). Gene Ontology annotation, molecular function: structural constituent of ribosome; rRNA binding; snoRNA binding. Lineage: Eukaryota; Metazoa; Chordata; Mammalia; Rodentia; Heteromyidae. Gene Ontology annotation, biological process: rRNA processing. Gene Ontology annotation, cellular component: small-subunit processome; small ribosomal subunit; Mpp10 complex. The record is from RefSeq and is a predicted model, not a curated record.